GCCCGUGGACCGGAAACUGCUUCUUUGUCACGUAGCGGCGCCAGUCAAGUGUCAACACGGUUUGUGGACGAAACAAACGCUCAUUGAACAAAAUGUUGGCUUGGACCACAGUCCCCUUGAUGAUCCGGAACACAGCACCUUAUUUCUAGGCUCUUUGACGGUGAAGGUUCAGGAAGAAGGAAGAAUGCCAGUGGAGAGCAGCAGCAGUGGUGUGGUCCGGCAGGCCAAGCAAAAGAGAAAGUCUCACAGUCUGUCCAUCAAGAGGACCAACAGCACUGAGCAGGAGCGCUCGGGCCUGCAAAGAGACAUGCUGGAUGGACAGUCGUCAGAUAAUCUGGAAUGUUUAGGCAGAACGGAGGACUCCAAAUUGCCUCUGUCUCUGAGAACCAACUUGAUGGACCUGUUCAGUCAGAUCGAGAGAGAGUUUGAGAAUCUCUACAUCGAGAACAUUGAGCUUCGCAGAGAGAUUGAGACCUUGAACGAUCGCUUGACUGCAGAUGGUCAGACUCUAGAAGGUGCAGACUUGGCCAAAGGAGCUCUAAAAACUAAAACGAGUCACAGCACCAGCCAGCUGUCACAGAAACUAAAGACCACCUACAAGGCGUCCACCAGCAAGCCGCGUUCAAACUCUUGCCACGCCCCUGUAGGCGGAGCCCGCAACUUCAGCGUAAGCGGCUGGGAGUUGUGGGGCGGAGACUCAUGGAUUGUGUCCAGUUUCAAAACCACCACCUCCAGAGCCGUGUGUCAGCUGCUCAGGGAGUAUGUGGGCCACAGAGACGGCAUCUGGGACCUGAGUGUGACCCGCACCCAGCCCACGGUGCUUGGCACUGCAUCUGCAGACCACACGGCCAUGUUGUGGAGCAUCGAGACGGGAAAAUGUCUCCUAAAGUAUCUGGGCCAUCAAGGAUCAGUGAACUCCAUCAAAUUCCACCCCACUGAACAAAUGGCGCUAACAGCAUCUGGAGACCAGACAGCUCACAUUUGGAGGUUCAUGGUGCAGCUGCCCACACCGCAGCCCGUCGCCGACAUCAGCCAACCCCCGUGCGAUGACGACUUGGACAUUUCCGACAAAGAUGAGGCCGAGGUGGAAGCGGAAGGUCCCAACGACUGCCCGUCUGUGCGCGUGGCGUCCACCACGCUGCGCAGCCACCAGGGCGUGGUCAUCGCUGCCGACUGGCUGGUGGGGGGCAAGCAGGCGGUGACGGCCUCCUGGGACCGAACUGCCAACCUUUAUGACGUGGAGACGUCAGAGCUGGUCCACUCGCUCACUGGUCACGACCAGGAGCUGACGCACUGCUGCACCCAUCCCACCCAGCGCCUGGUGGUCACCUCAUCUCGAGAUACCACCUUCCGACUGUGGGACUUUAGGGACCCGUCCAUCCACUCUGUCAACGUCUUCCAGGGACACACUGACACGGUCACGUCUGCCGUCUUCACGGUGGGGGACAACGUGGUGUCAGGGAGCGACGACCGCACUGUCAAAGUGUGGGACCUGAAGAACAUGAGGUCGCCCAUAGCAACCAUCCGCACAGACUCUGCUGUCAACAGGAUCAGCGUGUCGGUGAGUCAGAAGAUCAUCGCUCUCCCUCAUGACAAUCGGCAGGUGCGACUGUUCGACAUGUCAGGGGUGCGAUUGGCCCGCCUGCCCAGAAGUAACAGACAGGGUCACCGCCGCAUGGUAUGCUGCUCAGCGUGGUGUGAGGACAACACCUCCUGCAACUUGUUCACGUGCGGCUUCGACCGCCAGGCCAUUGGCUGGAACAUUAACAUCCCCGCCCUCCUGCAGGACAAGUGACCCCGCCCCCCGCCUCGUUGUAACAUGCAAGUGGGAGGUCGUCACGUGUGGUAACCAUAUGUAACCCAACACCUUCAUGCGUCUUUGUCACAAAGUGGCGACUCACUGCUGCCAAUGUACACUGAACACUUCUUCUCGCCUGGUGUGGGUGGGU
Molecule: messenger RNA, 1949 nt
Organism: Doryrhamphus excisus (bluestripe pipefish)
Lineage: Eukaryota; Metazoa; Chordata; Actinopteri; Syngnathiformes; Syngnathidae
Product: WD repeat-containing protein 37
Molecular function (GO): protein binding
Source: RefSeq, a predicted model, not a curated record